AACGGUCAGAAAACAAGCGAAAGGGCAAAGAAUUAGAGAGAGAUGCUUGCAAACUGCACACACCAUGUUACUUCCACCAUGAUUCAACGUGCUCAUCACGUGCAAUCACGUGAACACCGGCGCGGGAAUUAUUUCGGCACUACGUAAGAAAGAAGGUAGCGACUGGGAGACAUCGACGGGUGACCAUUGAUGGUCCGAGCAUAAGUUUUAACCGACCGGCGGACGGAUAACGUUAGGCCACGAACUCCCGAAAACGUUCUUUUGAUUAGUGCCGAGUCUGGGAACCACUGAUGCCUUGCGACGGCGUGCGUGGAUAACGCCUUAGGAACCGGGACGGUGAAGAGAGGCUCAGGGUUUCUAUGGAUUUAACUUUGUUGUACUAUCACACUGAAUUAUAUUGUGUAAAUCAAUUAUUUUGACUAAAAUAAUCUGUUCUACACAUCUAAUACUGCCAUUGACCAAAUCGGACCUUUUGAGAAGCCGUUACGGAAAAAAGACAAAGAUUUAUAAGCGCUGCAUAGUCGUGUACGACAUUCUAAUCUACUUUCUCACAUAUAUAGCGCUACAAUGUGGGGUUUUUUUAGUAGUAGUCCCUAUGAUCCACUCUAUAAGUCGUUGGUUUCAGCUGCUACUUGUGUGGUUACUUGUUUCAUGAACAUGGUGGCUCAAAAAGCAUCACAGGAAUGUUCGGCAGAUGACUUGGAGUCAAUCAUAAACGUCAAGGGGAUUAUUUCUUUUACGCACACUGAUGUCCCAGAUCAAUCACAUCAUAUACAAACAAAUAAGCACCACAUACGAUAUUCUGCAAGCAUUUUUAGAAAAACUCCAUAUGGAAGGCAAUGUUAUUACGUCUUUUGGGUCGAUCUGGUAUUUGAACUCGCUGAUCCCAACACGGUAGAGCAAAAGAGCUUUUUUUUGAGUAUACAAAAUAUUAUACCUGUUUUCUGCAACAUUAGUGACCCUGUACAAGCACAGUUUUGUUGCAUGCAUGUACAGAUGUUAUUACAUAUCUUCGAAUUACAAAUAUUGCUUCCGGAUAAUUUUUCUGACAUUAUUGUACUCAGCAAUUGGGAAUCCAAAAAGCAACAAAAAUUAAUGAUUCAAGCCUUAAUCCAAUCAGCUCUGCAAGAAUUAUGCAGUGAAAUAGAAAAUGACAGGGUUAUAAGAAAUAAAUUAUACAAUGAUUUCUGUGAUAAUCUAUACAAGUUGCAAUUAAAUAUUGACACCUGUAAUAGGGUAGAAUUUGAUGUGCUAAAAGAAAGAUAUCAAUAUGAUUUUUAUCACGUGAAUGAAGUCGAAGAACAUGAUUUGCCUAGACCAGAGUUACUCCCGGUAGAACAGUACAAUUAUGAAGAAUUUUACAAAAUCUUCAUUAUUCAAACACAUUUUGACCUUAAAAAAGAUUACAACAAACUACAUAAAGCGAAUUACGUGCGCCGUUACCAUAAAGAAUUUAAGGACGAAGUUUUUAUUGAUAAAGGAGGUUUUGGCCAAGUAUAUAAAGCACGUCAUUAUCUCGACGGCAAAGAAUAUGCGAUUAAAAAAAUAAGCAAUGAGUAUUUUACCAAGUCGCAACUAAAUGAAAUAAGGGUUCUAGCUGCAUUAAAUCAUCCUAAUAUUGUUCCCUACAAUACGGCUUGGAUUGAACCGCGGACGCCCUAUACUUCAAACAAGUCAUCUAUAAAUCGUGAAUCAUCACAUACAUCAAAAUACCAUCACAACACUACUAAUACAACAUCGACUAACAUUACAGAAAAAAAAAUAAUUGAGGAACAUUAUAAUGAAGAAUCCAGCUCAGACCGAGUGUCUUUUCGAAAUAGCAAGAGCAACGAAAAUCUAGAUUAUACAAUUGCAAAUACAAGUAUCAGUAAUAGUUCUUUGUGUGAAGAAUCUAGUCAAGAAGUUAAUACUUCCAAAAAUAACUUGUAUACCUUAUACAUUCAAAUGGCCCUGUGUGAACAAACGCUUGAACAAUGGCUACGUAAUGAAAGGAGUGUAAUGCGCGAAUCAAUAGUUAAAGAGAUAUUUCAACAGAUUUUUAGUGGAGUGGAUUAUUUACAUUCUAAGAAAAUCGUACAUCACGAUAUAAAGCCCAGCAACAUAUUUAUAUCAACAUCCAGAGAGGACAAGACUCUUCGUGUUCAACUAGGUGAUUUCGGUUUAUCUUGUCCUGAAAACUCGUUACUCGUAAAAGAGCAUUCUGAGACCUUUGGUACUCUUGUGUAUACAGCACCAGAACAAUUAGAAAAAAAAUGUGAUACCAAGAGUGAUAUUUAUAGUGUAGGAGUUGUUCUUAUCGAGUCUUUAAUUCGCAUAGAAACUAAAAUGGAAUUAAUUCAUAUAAUUGAGUCUUUACAGUCUAACAAAGUACCAGAAGCUCUCGAGCAACAUAAGUGGGCACAAAUGAUCAUGCAAAUGGUGCAAAAGGAUCCUAUUAAUCGACCAUCAGCAAGUCAGCUUCUGCAGAAUUUUAACCACGAGACAAUAAAUAGAUUGAAAAAUACUAUCAUACAUUUGGAGAAUAAUAAUAAUAAAGAAAACGAAAUUCAAGACUUACUACAAGAAAAUACGUUGUUAAUGGAAAAAGUUCAAAAUACUAUCACUUGGCAAUAUGAUAAGUUAGAUUGUUAUAUGGGGUCUAAGCUCGGGCAAAUCUUGACACAACAUUAUUAUAAGUGACUGUCGAGUACUUUUAAUUAGGAUCCAGAAUAGUAAUAAUUCACGCAAAGUGAAAUUAGUUGUUAUACGUAUUUGGAAAAUAAUAUUUUAUAAUAAUCACAUUUAAACCUUAAAUACAUUAUGGGGUCUGGGAGACUCUUCUAAAAAAAACGUUACCUUCGUGCUAUCUUAUUUUAGUUGAAGUUAGUCAACCACAGUGAUCGAUAAGGGAAACUUCAAACUUUUUUUCUACCUAGCUCGAAUCAUCUUUCUCAUUCCGUUUUCACACAGUAACCGAUCAAAGUUUCUGGAGAAUUUUUACUACUGUAUCUAAGGGUUAAUGUAAAAAUGUAUAAUUGGUAAUACACAAUUAAAACAUAAAUAUAAUGUAAAACAGAUAAUAUAAAAUAGAUACACAAUCAUAUUUUAAAUCGAUCAAUCAAAUUUUAGGCACACAAUUGUGUUAUAAUUAAAAAACUGUUUGACAUAUCUAAAAUGAGGCUACUGAACAAAUAAAGAUCUUCAAUUAAAUAAUGACAAUUAUUAAAUAUCAUAGACUGUUAUUCUUGUAAAAGACAAAUCGACAUAAAUUAACACACUAGAGCUCAACCACAGUUUGCUACAGUUAAAUAAAAUUUGAUAUGUAAAGUGUAUGUACGAACUUUUAACCACAAGUUACUACCUUUAUUUUUUUAUUAUCUUUUCUGUAACGUGGGUCUGUGGAACCCUAUAACUUUAUUACAUUAUAUAUCUGUACGGAAAGCAUCGUUUGUAGGUCAUAAUAUGUGAAAUCGAACUCUCAGAGUCAGAUAAAGGUAAUAAACAAGAAGAAAUAUUUUAUUCUCAAGUAAUUAAAAUUUUUUAAAGAAGAUAUAACAUAAAAAUUCGCAGAAAGUGAGUACUUUGAACAAAAAUUCAAAUUUUUUAAUUUUAACUUAACGUAAAAAAACUGGGGUGUUUGUUGAAGUAUAAAAUACAAAUAAUAUGAUAUAAAUUACUCCAAAAUUUUAGUUAAUUAAAGUAUCAAAAAUCGAAAUUUUUUAAAAAUAAACAAAUUAUAUUUUACGUCUAAUUAACAAAUUUUAUUAUUUGAAUAAUAUAGAAUGGUUGAUGAAGAGUUGUAAUGAACAUUAUUAUUAUACGUAUAAUUAAGGAACAUUAUAGAGUCCCAGAAGUUUCACAGUGUUUGCACGCACUAGCACGCAAAAGGCAUGAAAAAAUGCACAUGUUAUAAUGCGAAUACAUUAUACUAAAAUAAAUUGUAUUCUACAAUUA
This is a messenger RNA of Solenopsis invicta (red fire ant), 3933 nucleotides long. Its product is annotated as eukaryotic translation initiation factor 2-alpha kinase 1. Gene Ontology annotation, biological process: protein phosphorylation. The record is from RefSeq and is a predicted model, not a curated record. NCBI's taxonomy places the organism in Eukaryota, Metazoa, Arthropoda, Insecta, Hymenoptera, Formicidae. Gene Ontology annotation, molecular function: ATP binding; protein kinase activity.